AUGGAAGCCACAGCACCUCGACGCUCCGCGAGGAAGCAUCCGCCGUCAACGGCCCGAUUGCUAUCUAAGCGUCGGCGUGUAUCUGCACAAAAAGCCACAGCCAAAGUCAAAGCCAAAUCCAACACAACUGAGGACUGCAUUGUGGUUGCGACUCCUGUUCCGUAUGUCGUUGCUCCUCGUGAUGCACUUGCGGGCGUAAACAAACCAACUGACUUGAGACCUCUGGCUUCUAGAUCUAAGAAACAAACGACGCUGAAGUCGAUCCUCAAGAAGAGCGUGCACUUUGCUAGCACACCGAGGACUCCUGCUUUGUGCGAUAAGGAGAAUGACUGUCCUUCCGAAGAUGAACUUGUCGCUGCAACCAUUACUCCCAAGCCUAGCAGGUCAUUUACACCAGCUUCAAAGAAGGCAUCGUCCAUCACGUUGGCCACAACUCCUAGGUCUGCUAGCAUCAAACUCAGUACUGCAUCUACCCCACGGCCACUACUCAAAAAAGCCACCGCCGAUCUGAAGAGAAAGUAUACACCGGAAGCAUCUCCGCCGAAAUCCCGAAGAAAGAUCGCUCGCUUGGAUGAUAUCAAGCUUAACGAGGAAACCGAUAGCCCUGUGAAGCAUCUUGACUUUAGAACUUACACUCUCGACAUGGGUUCGGCAAAUACCACCCUAUCAGUCAAAAAAGAAAAGUCUACAAUGAAUUUUGGGCCGACCUUCACGCCAAGGGUGACGUCAACUGGCAUCCCGGUAUACAAUCACAGGCAAGGUCUUCAUGAAACUCCGGCAAAGAGACCCAUUAACCCGGUGAAGAGUACUCCGGCCAUUCGGGCCUCUGCUCUUUUGGAGCAUGCAGAGGAAAAUCCAAAUCCGUUCCAUCCAUCAGCUAAAAAGGCUGCCUCCGAAGCCUUUAAUAUGCACAAUGUCAAGAGAGCUUCCUCUCAGGAUAUUUUCGCAUCCACCGAUUCAUUUGUUUGUCCUGCGCCUUCUAGCAAAGGAUGGGACUUCGAACCAAAGUCAUCGAAGGCGCCCAAAGGUUCCCAACUGACCACAAGCCUAGCGACUCCCGCUCGCAGGCCGCCGGUCUCCUCUGGGAUGCUCUCAGCAUCUACUGCUAAUGUCAACAAGCCAAACAGGAAUUUGUCCCGAAGCUUGAUGAGCUGCCCACCAAAGAGACCAGCUAUCCCGCUUUCGCCCUCGACGCCAGUCGCAAAGAAGACCGUCUCAGCCCCGAAGAUUAGCGAUUUAGCUACGCCCGCACGCCGACCUGAUGUUGGUAUCUCAGCGGGAACUACAAAGAAAGAAGAUCCAACCCACAAGUACAGCAAUCUUGCGACUCCUGCUCGGCGACCCGAUUUUGGAAUGGCUCCCAAGACUCCGAAAAACGAUGAGCCUGUUGUCAAAGCGAGUGCUCUUGCGACGCCAGCUCGGCGACCAGAUUUUGCCGCUUCGUUCGCAAAACCAACAGCAUCUUCCAUGGCAAAGUCCACGCCGACUAGACCUUCUCCAUUGAAAGAAGCGCCACGAAGACCACAGGGCCUUUCACCGCUCAAAUCAACAAUCUCGAUGGAAGAUAUUAAAGAAGCUUCUUCGCCAACCUACGAUGCUAUAUCGCCAUUGCCUUUACGCGAUCCAUUUCAAGUGAGGGAAGAGUCGGUAGCUAGGUCGCCGUCCCCUUCUCGUAUUCCAGUCAAAAUCGACCAGAUCUCCCCUAUUAGACCCUCGAUUUUUGGAAAGUCUCCUGCAACGAAGCAGCAGGGUGAUUGCAAGAUCCCACCUCUGUUUAAAGAACCUCUCGCUAAGUCGGCAAGGAAGGUGCCAGUAAAUACAUCGACUCCAGGCCAACAAUUCCUCAAUCGUCUCUUCCAAACCGAACGCAAGCCAGUCAUUUACCGCGACUUAGACACCCCACCGAAGCCUGCUAGCCCGGUUAAUCGAAGACUGUCAUUUACAUCAUCACCUUCCCCUAAGAAGCCAACGAAGGCAGAGUUUGACAUAUUCGUCGACGAACCCGUCGUGCCUCCUAAAAAGGAAAACGACCAAGAAGACCUUGUUGGGGACUCCAUUACUACUGCUCAGGUCUUCGCCAAGUCUCCACCUAAGACGUUGGGGACCAGACGCGAAAGCGGUAUCUUUCUUCCAUCACCAGACCGUGCCGUUACUAUUGGUCCCUUCACGCAACGUCUAGGUGGGAAGUUAUCACCAUUGAGGAAAGAGUAUGAGAGGGAGAUUACUGAAACCUCUGGAGUCAAUCUCGUCAACACGCCAACUGGGAACUUCUUUUUGGAUACUAUGGAUGCAAGAGAUAGAGAGAUCAGAACCCCGAAGUACGUCCAGGGAAAGACCAUGAUAGUUCCCUUAAAAGGAUGUGAGGAGGAGGAAGAGGAGGAGGAGGGGGAAGACAUGGAGGAGAUUACUUCCCGAAAUGCAGAUGUUAAAGAUGAGAAGGCAGAAGAAGAGUCAGGCGUACUCUCAGAUAUCAUUGUCUUCUUGGAAGUUCGUACCUCUGAUGGUGCCGAUGCUUCCGCAAGCUUCGUGGAGGAUUUGAAGAAGCUUGGCGCUAAGGUCGUCAAACGAUGGAGACUGAAUACUUUUGGAAACAGUAGCAAGGAAAUCAAUCCAAUGGGCGUGAAUCUUGUCGUAUUCAAGGAUGGAAUAUCGCAGACCCUUACAAAGGCAAAGAGAGCUAAUGUUCCUUGUGUUGGUGUUGCUUGGAUCAAGGAAUGUGUUUCGCAGAAUGCUAAGGUUCAGUUCGACGAUUUCGUGAUUGAGAGAACGGGUCUCUUCGGGGUCAAGAAACAACUAAACUCCACAAAUGUGUCACUCCACGCAAAAAAGCUCCUGAAAUCCGUCGCGAAGGAUAAACUGUCCGCUGCAACUUCUCAGGAUGAGAGUUUAGAUACCGGUGACAGAACCAUAACUGUCGUGGAUCAGUUGGGAUCUUUAAGUACGAGGCAACAAAAGGCGUGGUUCAAUGCCGAUAAAAAGGCUCACGUCCUUAUGAAGAAUGUUGGUCCCGCUGUUGCGAGGCAACAUACCCAAAACUUGAUGAAGCAGGGAGUUAAAACUAGUGAGGCGUUCGAGAGGACCGCUCUUGCGUGGCAAAAGAUCGAAGAUGGUAUGGAAGCGAAGAACAAGAGAAGAAAAUAA
This is a messenger RNA of Orbilia oligospora ATCC 24927, 3141 nucleotides long. RefSeq lists its product as uncharacterized. The coding region runs from base 1 to 3141 and encodes 1046 amino acids. The record is from RefSeq and is a predicted model, not a curated record. The transcript is spliced from 4 exons. Gene Ontology annotation, biological process: mitotic cell cycle. NCBI's taxonomy places the organism in Eukaryota, Fungi, Ascomycota, Orbiliomycetes, Orbiliales, Orbiliaceae.